UUCCAACAGCUCGCUGUUUAUCCCAAUCCAAUGGCUCGUGCUCUGUCUCGCCUGCUCUUCCUAUGGCGCCCUCCCGCACAUCUCCUCCGCCGCCGCCCACUAAACCCUAGCACGAAACCCCUAAGCACGCGCGCGAAAGCUCUCGCCUCCGGUCACUCCCUCAUCCUCCCCGGUGAUGACCGCUCGCCUCCAUCCUUUCCCUCUCGGCGCGCCGCCCACCUGCCGCCGCCGGACUACGGAUGCGGCGGAUCUUCGGGGACGAUCGCCGCCAUCGUGACCUCCCUCGGCGGAGGUCCCGCGGCCGUCGGAAUUGUCCGGCUAUCCGGCACUGACGCCGUUGCCGUCGUCGCUCGCGUAUUCCGGCCGGCCAGGAAAGAGCCGGAGCUCUGGAAGCCUCGCAGCCACUUCGUGGAGUACGGUUUCGCGUUGGACGGAGAUGGCAGCGUCAUCGAUGAGGUACUGGUGGUGCCUAUGCUGGCUCCAAGAUCCUACACCCGGGAGGAUGUGGUGGAGCUCCAGUGCCAUGGGAAUGAUCUGUGCUUGCGGCGUGUGCUGAGGGCCUGCUUGGAAGCUGGUGCCAGGCUCGCCGACCCUGGUGAAUUCACUCUCCGUGCAUUCCUAAAUGGGAGAUUGGACUUGGCUCAAGCAGAGAACGUCUCCAGGCUUAUUUCAGCCAAGUCUGCAGCUGCAGCAGACUCUGCCUUGGCUGGCAUCCAGGCAUGCUUCUCUACUCUAGUGAAGUCAUUGAGAUCAAGGUGCAUUGAAUUGCUCACUGAAAUUGAGGCUCGUUUAGAUUUUGAAGACGAGAUGCCUCCAUUGGACCCUAUGGUGCUGCUGAACAAAAUUAACAGCAUGAGGCAAGAGGUUCAGGAUGCUCUGGAUACUGCAAAUUAUGAUAAGCUCUUACAAUCUGGUCUACAGAUAGCAAUAAUUGGUCGCCCAAAUGUUGGAAAGUCAAGCCUCCUGAAUGCAUGGAGUAAGAGUGAAAGAGCUAUUGUUACUGAAAUAGCUGGAACUACAAGGGAUGUAGUAGAAGCAAAUGUCACGAUUCAUGGCAUCCCUGUUACCCUUCUAGACACUGCUGGUAUAAGACAAACUGAUGACAUCGUGGAAAAAAUUGGUGUAGAACGAUCAGAGGCUGCCGCACUGGGAGCUGAUAUGGUUAUUAUGACAAUAAGUGCAGUUGAUGGGUGGACUGAAGAUGACACUAAACUUAUUGAACAUGUUAUGCUUGAUAAGAAAUCCCCAGGUUCUGCCAUUCCAAUGGUUCUUGUUAUCAACAAGGUAGACUGCUCACCAUUUGUUGCAGGAGAACAGUUUGAGAAAUUCAGUGGAAUUUUCAGAAAACAUGUACACACAUGUGCAGUCACUGGUAAAGGCAUCUCUGAGUUAGAGAAGGCUGUAAUAGAGAUUAGAGGUCUUGAGCCCAUACCUUCCGGGGGACGACGGUGGACUGUAAACCAGAGACAACUGGAACAGCUCAUGAGGACUCAAGAAGCUUUCACAAGACUAGAGUCGUCGAUCAGUGAGCAGUUGCCAUUGGAUUUUUGGACUAUAGACUUGAGGGAAGCUGCAUUGGCUCUGGCAACAAUCAGUGGAGAGGACAUAUCUGAAGAAGUUCUGAGUAACAUAUUCAGCAAAUUUUGCAUUGGAAAAUGAUACGCCCUGUAGAACCAUGCUGGUCCUUAGUAAUUGGCUCCUUGGGUUAUAUUGAGCAGGGCAGUAACAUAGAAUGAUCUGAACAAGUCCCCAGCAGCUGUGGCAGUCACAGAACAGAGCAAUGAAAUUGGAACUAUUUUGUGGAUGGGGUCAAAUAUUUUGAGCUUGAGACUUACUUAA
Lolium perenne is the source of this 1839-nucleotide messenger RNA. The record is from RefSeq and is a predicted model, not a curated record. NCBI's taxonomy places the organism in Eukaryota, Viridiplantae, Streptophyta, Magnoliopsida, Poales, Poaceae.